Microthlaspi erraticum is the source of this 1698-nucleotide messenger RNA. Lineage: Eukaryota; Viridiplantae; Streptophyta; Magnoliopsida; Brassicales; Brassicaceae. The record is from the annotation of a GenBank genome assembly.
AUGAUCUCGGUGAGAUCUAGCGAUCUGGGUUUGCAUGUCGGUUCUGAUUUAAACCCUAGGGGCGACAGCGAUGGCGUUUUAUCGGAUCGGGAUACAAAUUUUGGUGACGAUCUCCGUAUCGGUUUAUGGGUGCUAUUCUCGGUUUUGUUACGGUGGUUUGAAGAGAAGAUUGUUGAAGCCUACGGAUCUAGUGGGAAGGAGAGUACGAGAUUCAUGAGAUCUCAUAGCCUCGGAGCAAUCGGAAAUUGGGAUUCGAAAGGUGUGAUUAAGGAAAGGAGACAACUCCGAUCUAAUAAGGGACAAAAGGGAAAGUGGGAGACUGAAUCGAAUCUCUACGAAUAUUUCACGGGCCUACGAUCGGAGUCCCGGUGGAGGUAUUUCGUGGAGGAGACUAAGGAAGGUUUUGGGCAACAAGGAAUCAUCAAGGAUGGCAAGUGGGAAACCAAAUCGAAUCCCUGCGAAUUUUUCACGGGUAUACGAUCGGAAUCCCGGUGGUGGUUAAUUGCGGAGGAGAAUAUGGAAGGAUGGGGGCAAAAAGGAAGUAGGGAUAUUGCGAUGGAGUCUCAUACAUGGAAGUUUCAUGAUUGCAUAUGGGUAAAUUAUUCUCUCGCUGAUUUUUGGAAUUUUAGUUUCAAAAUUUGCGGAGAUUCUUCGGAUAUCAUCAUAAUUAUGAAUGGUGAUUCAGUGAGAUUUGAAGGAAUCGUAGUAAUUGAGUUGAGGCAGUAUAAAAAGACAGUCACAAUCCGGCUUAUUCAAUAUUGUCUCUUUUCUGUUCUUCUGAGAAUUUUCUUUCUGAGUCUUAUUCUGAGAGUUCUUAUUCUUGUUUUUCCGGUUGUGUUAAUCAUAAGCUUUUGCAUCGGUGUUGUUGUGCAAGGUCUAGCGAUGACUCAGGGAAAACUCGUUGGUAAUGGUGCUUCAAACCAAGGUGACAAGAAGCCGGUGAAUCGUUUGAAGAUCACGGUGCCUCGUUUCGAUAAUACGGCUCUUAUCAGAGGUUACUCACGAACCCUGAUCGGAAGGUGUAUGAAUCCGGCGGCUCAGGAUGUGAAUGCGCUUUUGCACCACAUGCCUCGGUUCUGGAAGAUGGAGGAAUGGGUGGCAGGAGCGGACUUGGGAAUGGGGAGGUUCCAGUUUGACUUUGAUAAUGAGGAAGAUAUCGUGGAGGCAAUUAAGUUUUGGGUUCGGAUGAUGGGGAUCCCAUUACAUUUUUGGGCGGAACCAACAUUCAGAAGCAUCGGAGAAGCCAUUGGUGAAGUAAUAGAGGUGGAUAUCGAUGGAGGUCGGGUCCAUGUGUGCCUUGACGGGUAUAAGCCUCUGGUCUUUGAGACAACUGUGGAGUUUUAUGGUGGGGAAGAGACGUGUCCAGUGCUUCGGAGAGCUCGAGAGGAACGGGAAAAUCAAAAGCGACGGGAUGAGAAACCGGACGGCGGUGCUAUGAGUUACAAAGGUGUCGUUCUUAACGGGCCCGGAGGAGAGAACGGUGCAGUGAGACAAUCUCACCAUAAUGCUGCCGGAGAUCUGAAAGGCAAAGGCAAGGCUGUGGAGCAGCAGGAAGAUAGAGGAAAAUGGCAGGCGGGAUUUCGUGGAAAUGGAAAGCACGGAGGCGAGACUUCUGGAGACCAGCGAAAGCCUGCGGGAUUUGGUUCCCAUGAUAACAGGAAGAGAAUUAACCGGCCGAUGACAAUUUUCAGGCCUUAG